This is a messenger RNA of Linum tenue, 2636 nucleotides long. Lineage: Eukaryota; Viridiplantae; Streptophyta; Magnoliopsida; Malpighiales; Linaceae. The record is from the annotation of a GenBank genome assembly.
GGUAUCCCAAAUAUCCAAAGGGUACAUUGAGAGCAUGUAAAAAACAAGCUAGCUAGUUUUCAGUGUGUGGCUCCGGAACGUUUGAAUGCUGCAACCUCAUCCCCCCAACCUCUCUAUAAAAAGGGCCCUUCAGCUCUCACAAAAUGCACCACCCCAAGAAGCCCUAGUGAGGCAACAAUAACCCUACCCCCUUUCCCACUUCCCCCAUGGCUUUCAGAGUGCUUGUGCUGAUGCUUCUCUCGAGCCUGCUGGCUCAUGUCAUUGGGUCAGGUAUGGCACAGUCCGUCGGUCCUGCCAUCACUCACGACCCUUGCUUAGAUCUUACCGAAUACCAGUACGAGCCAUCACCGGAGCUGCCUUUGGGUCGUCGGAGUUUCCCUAAAGGCUUCGUGUUUGCCUCAGCCACAGCUGCUUACCAGGUAGUACUAUAUAUUGUUCUUUCCUAUUCUUAACUAACGUACCUAUCUACAUUUCUACACGAGGACCAUUCACCUUACUGAGACACUGAACACACUAACCACUGAAGAUAAUAACCGGUUACAAGGACACAUGACUUCUAUAUAACCUAUAAACCUAGAUCUGCACCAUUGGACUAUUUGUAUGUAUGGACAAGGACUAUAUAUGGACAUAUUUCAUUCCAUCAUCAGACAGAUUUGAUUACCGCGAAGAAGCUGAGAAACCUGAUGACAUACGAUAACAUAAUUUAAUAAUCAUGAUCUCGCGGUUCAAUAAUAUUGUUAUUAUUAUAUCUUUUCUGGCUAAUCAUUUCAUUUAUUAACUCCUUUUGUUUCCUGUUUUGUUGUUGUUUCCUUUAUUGACUCCUUUUGUUCAUUAUUGUUGUUGUUGUGUUGCGUUGCUGCUGUGGGACGAAGAUCGAGGGUGCUGCUAAUCAGUAUUGCAGAGGCCCAAGUAUUUGGGACAGAUUUGCUCAUGAGUUUCCAGGAGGAUAUCAUAAGGAUGAAGUUCAUGAAUCUGGAUGCUUACCGAUUCUCCAUCUCCUGGACUAGAAUCAUACCAUACGGAAAGAUCCAGGCCGGAGUCAAUGAGCAAGGAAUCAAGUUUUACCACGACCUACUCGAUUUGCUCGAGAAACAUGGACUGGAGCCUUACGUGACCAUAUGGCAUUGGGACACCCCUCAAGCCCUGGAAGCUGAGUAUGGUGGAUUCUUAAGCCGUAACAUUGUGAAGGAUUUCGAGGAUUACUGCGACUUGUUGUUCAAGGAGUAUGGCCACAGAAUAAAGAAGUGGAUCACUUUGAACGAGCCAAUGGUUCAUGUUAUGCGAGGCUACGACGAAGGGCUGCACGCACCGGGACGCUGCUCCGUGUGGGCAAACCGUGCCUGUGUAGCCGGAGACUCCGCAACUGAACCUUACAUCGUCACCCACAACCUCCUCCUUGCUCAUGCCGCUGCUUACCGUUUGUACGAGAAAAAGUACAAGGCGGAGCAACAAGGGGCAAUAGGGAUCACCGUAGUCACGUUCUGGUUCAUUCCUUAUAACCCCGAUGACACCGCAGACGUUGAUUCCGUCAAGAGAUCUCUGGACUUCAACUAUGGUUGGUACUUGGAUCCUCUUACCUAUGGUCGCUACCCAAGAAACAUGGUGGAUCUGGUCGGAUCUCGUCUGCCGACCUUCACCGAAGAAGAGUCGCACAUGCUCAAGAACACGUACGAUUUCAUAGGUCUCAACUACUACACCACCUAUUAUUCCAAGAACAACACCGAAUUCGACCCUGUGCAUCUUCGAUACACUCUCGACUCCCGCGCCAUUAACACUCCUGAAAAGGACGGAGCCUAUAUUGGUGAACCGAUGGGUUCCUUCUGGCAGUUUUUAUACCCUGACGGGCUCCGACUGCUUUUGGAGUACACCAAAGAAACAUAUGGGGAUCACGAUAUCUACAUCACCGAGAACGGAAUGGGGACACAGGAGGACCCUAAACUGACACUCGCAGAGGCGAGAGCCGACACGAUGAGGGUGAACUUCUACAACGCCCACCUCGCAAGCAUUCGCCAGGCGAUGAUCGAGAAGGAGGUGAAGGUGAGAGGGUUCUUCGCCUGGUCGUACGCCGACAACUACGAGUGGAACGACGGGUACUCGGUCCGAUUCGGGCUCAACUACGUCAACUACACGGAUCUCUCCAGGCACCCUAAGCACUCUGCCUGCUGGUACACCAAUUUCUGCCGCCGAGACCCGCCCAGGGAGGAUAACAACCUGAAGAUGAUCACCGCCGGCCCUGCUUCCGCCGCAGGCGGUCGCAAGUCACUACUCCGCCGCCCAGCAGCUUACGCUAAUUAAUUAGUGCCCUGCCGCGUGUGCUUAAGGAUGUUACUGUGUAAUAUUCGUCUCGACGACGACGGAGUAGUAUUAAGUAUGGAAGAAUAAGAAGGGAUCUGACGGUCACUACACUGAGCACGAUCGUGGUGAAUACAUGCAGCCGUAUAAGACAUGCAUCAUGAUGAUGAUCAGGUGGCCUUGUGAUCCAAUUUGUCAUUUUCCUUUUCUUUCUGUGUAUGAACUGUUGUUGUUCAGUGAAUGGCGACGGAUGUUAUGUUGUACCGUGUACUGUUGUUGUUAACAAAUGAAUAAAAACUAUUAUUAAACAAAUGAUGAUUCGUGAAAUCCGUGAUUAGUACUCA